AUGAGAAGUUACAGGGAAAUGAAGCAAAUCGUGAUAUUAUUUGAGUGCAUUCUACUAUUUCCAUCCUAUGAUACUACCUUUUUUGAUUGCUGCUUCAUGCUGAAAUUCCCCGAACUUUGUGAGACAUUAUGCAAUAGUCAUGCUAACUUGUUUUCGCUCCAACCAGCAAUCUCAUCGCCCACAUAUGCUACUCCUCCUUUUCCGUUUGCUCCAACUACUACUACUCAAAUUUAUCAGAUUAAUUCAUUAUCAGAGCCUAUUUCACCUGUUUAUGCAAUGCAGCAAUUACCUCCUCAUUAUGCAUCCCAGCCAUUACAACAACCUUACCUACCACCGUUGUCGCAACAUGGAAGACUGCCAGCGCAGCAGUCUAAUGUACGGGCGCAAUCAUCCAGCAGUGUACUUCCGUACAAGCAACAACGGCCAAACUUUGCACAACAAACAGUAAGACAAACAAGGAAGAAAUCAAAAUCCGGAAGUAGUGCAAGAAAUAGAUCGCAUUUUACUCAGAAGGAGGAAAAUAUAAAAGAUAAGGAAGUGGCUGAUCUUUUGGAUGCAAUUGAAGAGUUUCACAAUCAAACGCUACAAAUACAAGAACCGAUUAAACCAAUACCAAUAUCAUCUCUUAUCACUAUCGGUGACUCAGAAUGUAAUGAUAACAAACUUAAAAUUAUAAUGCUCGAGAAUAUUGGAAAAGAUUUGAAUGCGACAAAAAAAAUGAUUCAGUUAGCAGCUGAGGCUCAAUUCGAUGGUCAUUUCAAUGUAAUAUGCUCCAAGGAUGAUUUUUCGUUUCUGACCAAUACAGAAUUAUUCUGUCAGGCUACUAAAGGUGAUAUAAGCUGUUAUGCUUAUAGGCUGUAUUUGUAG
Molecule: messenger RNA, 867 nt
Organism: Brugia malayi
Lineage: Eukaryota; Metazoa; Nematoda; Chromadorea; Rhabditida; Onchocercidae
Gene: Bma-grl-7
Product: Ground-like domain containing protein
Exons: 6
Coding region: 1-867 (288 amino acids)
Source: RefSeq, a predicted model, not a curated record